Molecule: messenger RNA, 1749 nt
Organism: Nelumbo nucifera (sacred lotus)
Lineage: Eukaryota; Viridiplantae; Streptophyta; Magnoliopsida; Proteales; Nelumbonaceae
Molecular function (GO): protein binding
Source: RefSeq, a predicted model, not a curated record
UUGUGUUAAAAGCUCUGUCUGGGGUAUCUGAUCUCUCUCUCUCUAACUCUGCCUCUGCAGAGAGACCACCAUGACUAACAUUCUUGUUAUUCUCCUGCAAAUACUUUUGGGCCUCUUAGUCUUACUCAUGCCAACACUGGCUGCCGUAUUCCUGAGCAUAGAUUGUGGGUCCUCGGAUUCGUUCACUGACGCAAACAAUAUCACAUGGGUUGGAGAUGAAACCUACAUUAAAAGCGGUAAAAGCGAAAGUGUUCCGAGUGCAGUUAAUUCAUCAAUUGCUCGUCAAUACACAACUCGGAGAGUAUUCCCCACCGGAAAGAAGAAUUGCUACUCCAUACAGGUGGGGAAGGGAGAGCGUGUUCUUCUCCGUGCACAUUUUUACUAUGGGAUUAAAACGGAUGAAACAUCAACUGCACCGCAGUUUGAUCUUCAGUUCGAUGGCAACCCCUGGGCUUCAGUGUACAAUAUUAGUUCAGGCCUCCCCUUUUACAAAGAAGUGAUGUAUCUCACCAAGUUUGAAGCCAUAAGCGUCUGCGUUUCUCGGAAUGUGUUCAAUCCGGAUGACGUGUCAUUUAUUUCUACAAUUGAAAUAAGGAACUUGGAUUUAGGCAUGUAUGGCAAACUUGGUGCGACUUAUCCAUUAUUCACGAGAAGGAGAACAAACCAAGGCGGAGAUAAAAAUGUGAGGUUCCCAGAUGAUAAAUAUGAUCGAGUUUGGGAACCAGGCGAUAUAUAUGAUCGUUUUGCGCUCAGAUAUGCAGGAAGCACUGAAUUGGUUGCGAACUAUAGUGAAGUUAUAAUUGCAGAUCUUCCAAAUAAGCCUCCGAAAUCUGUGUUACAGACAGAAAUUAAAAGCUCAAAUUCGUCUGAUCCUGGUAUUGCCAUAUGGAUCGUUGAUUACGAGGACAUCGGUGAGGAUGAGAUCACACUGUACAGCGUUUUCUACUUCUUAGAAUUAGAGCAGCUAAAUUCCUCGGAGCAGCGAUCUUUCUGGAUUUAUCUGAAUGGCGGAAAUAUCACCAAUCCGAUAACCCCACCUUAUGGAACUGCUUUGGAGAUUGAUUUAACCACAAAUAUAUCCUAUUCUGCCAAUAAAAUGGGUACAAGUUACGAUCUUCUACCACCAUCCGGCUCGACUCUCCUACCAAUGGUCAAUGCAGUGGAGAUCUUUCAAAUCGGCAACGCCCUAGAAGCUUCUGGAACAAAUGGGACACAUGUAAAGGUGCUAUCUUUGCUACAAAAAACUUUUGUUCAACUUCAAGAUUGGAGCGGUGACCCCUGUCUUCCAAACGAUUUUCCCUGGGACUGGAUCCAAUGUACCUUUGGUUCUCGCGAGACAGCACCACAAGUAACUGCAUUGUAUCUCGGUAACUAUGGACUACAAGGGUCUCUCCCAGAUAUUAGCCCCUUGGAUACUCUCCAAUUAAUAGACUUGAAUAAUAACAGUUUAAGUGGAGAAAUUCCUAGAUACUUGGCUAACUUUCCUAAUUUGAACAUGCUAAAUUUGGCAAACAACAACUUUAGUGGAUUAAUACCCUCUCCACUCACUAAUAAGAGCAACUUAACAUUGGUUUAUUCAGGUAACCCGAAUUUAUUAUGUCCUCCCAAUCGGUCGUCUUGUGAUAUUUCUGGUAAUGGAACUUCGAUUUUGCUACCCUCCACCAACAGCCAGAGCAACAUCAGUAAAAAUUUUCUGGUCACAAUUGUGAUUGUAAUUCUAGUGUCGGUUCUUGUUUCUUAUUGAAGUAC